UAACGUUUACCAGUUUACUGCUCUCUUGUUAGAAUUUAUGAACGUGCCUAGGCGUUAUCGUUUACCAGUUUACUGUCGCGCUGCUUUACGUGCAGACGGCCGACCUCUCCCUCAUUCCGAAAGCUGUAUGCCUCCAAGCUCCAAGCCGUUCGCUGUUUACUUCCUAAAACAUGAGUGGUAAUUGCUACACUGGCAUGACCAGCAGCCAUGCCGACAUAUACGCCAAAUUUCGCCCAACAGCUCCGCAAGUUCUCAUUGAUGAGAUACUGAAGUUCGUGAAACUCAAGGUAUCAGACCUGAACCUUGCCACAGAUGUUGGCUGUGGCCCCGGCACAAGUACAACGAUGCUGGCUCCGUACUUCAAAGAGGUUCACGGCUAUGACAUAUCUGAAGCACAAAUCAACGAAGCAAAAGCACUGAACAAACUCAAAAAUGUUUCCUUCAGCGUGUCGCCAGCUGAGACAAUCAAUGAAAAAGAUGAAUCUGUGCAGCUGGUGAUGGUGAUGCAGGCUGUCCACUAUUUUGACCUGGAUGCAUUCUACAAGGAGGUGACAAGAGUCCUGGUGCCAAAUGGGGUUUUGGCACUCUGCAGUUACCUCAUUCCCAAGCCUGUCAGCAAGAACCAGGAGAGAAUGGACAGAAUAAUACAUGAUGAAAUCUACAGAGGUAUACCAAAGGAAUACUGGACGCCAGUGAUAGACAUCGUUGACAACCUGUAUCGAGAUAUUCGACCUGCUUUUGAGGAUCAUGUUCGGAUAGACUGCAUUGAGGACCGCAAGAUGAGGACUGUUGCUGAUUAUGUUAACUACACAAAGACGUGGUCAGCGUACCAGCUUUUACUCAAGAAGAACCCUUCAGAAGCGGAGGAGAUUACUCGAAAGUUGACGUCUAUACUGAUGGAAGAUGCCGGAAAAUUUGGAGGAGAUCCAGACAAAACAAGCCUCGAAGUGAAGACUCAGUUCUUCAUGAUUCUUGCAAGGAAGCCUGGGUCUAAAUAGUUUCUAUGACUGUAUAUCAACCACGUACUACACUUUUUAAUGAUCGUGUGACUGUGGGAUCAAGCAUAUUCAUAGUUUUUAAAAUGUGGUGCAAAUAAACAUUGUUCAAAUAUAGUGUG
Molecule: messenger RNA, 1117 nt
Organism: Rhipicephalus sanguineus (brown dog tick)
Lineage: Eukaryota; Metazoa; Arthropoda; Arachnida; Ixodida; Ixodidae
Product: putative methyltransferase DDB_G0268948
Exons: 6
Coding region: 171-998 (275 amino acids)
Molecular function (GO): S-adenosylmethionine-dependent methyltransferase activity
Source: RefSeq, a predicted model, not a curated record